Messenger RNA from Neoarius graeffei (lesser salmon catfish), 4524 nucleotides. It is a transcript of the gene cratb, whose product is annotated as carnitine O-acetyltransferase b. The record is from RefSeq and is a predicted model, not a curated record. NCBI's taxonomy places the organism in Eukaryota, Metazoa, Chordata, Actinopteri, Siluriformes, Ariidae. The coding region runs from base 313 to 2163 and encodes 616 amino acids. The transcript is spliced from 15 exons. Gene Ontology annotation, cellular component: peroxisome. Gene Ontology annotation, molecular function: carnitine O-acetyltransferase activity. Gene Ontology annotation, biological process: carnitine metabolic process, CoA-linked.
AACAGCGCGCACGUGCUACAGACUCUUCCUGUUACUUCCCGGACGUGCAGAAGAGCACGAGCUCGGAUUUUGCAAAAGAAAACAAAACAAGUCCAAACAAAACAAAGCAGACUUCUGAUUCACUCCACUGACCGGAAGUUGGUUCAGUGCGCUGUUUUUGACAUUCAGCGUGCCACUGAGUCCCUUUAUACCCGAGCUCAGCGCGCGGAAAUAAUGCGUUUCUCCGCUCCGCCAUUCCGCCCCUUGUGUUUACACUUUAAUGUGCAUUAAUAAAGCGGAUUGUUGGCUUUGUGCUGUGCGGCUCCUGCAGUGAUGAUUUUAGAGAGUUUAUCCCGGGCGAACUUCGCUCUGCGCUCCAGAGUCCCGGUAAGACGUGUGCAUCAUUCGUCUGAUCUUCCUCCUCCUCAGCCAGUUCCUUUGUUAGCUCAGACUCUUCAGCGCUACUUGCUGGCCUUGGAGCCGCUCUUACCCCCGGACGAGCUGCAGCACACGCGUAAGACGGUGCAGCGAUUCGGCAGCGCAGGGGGCCUCGGAGAGAGACUGCAGAGAGGCCUGGAGAAACGCGCCAAACACACACACAACUGGAUAUCAGAUUGGUGGGUUCAGUGGGCAUACCUAGAGAGUCGUCAGCCCCUGGCUGUUCACUCCAGCCCGGCCAUCUCACUGCCCCGACGUGACUUCAGUGACUGGAGAGGACAGCUACUGUUUGCAGCGAAGCUCAUCUCCGCAGUGCUCGACUUCAAGAAUAAAGUAGACAGUGGGCGGUUACCUGUAGAGUAUAUGCGUGGCAGGCCGUUGUGUAUGGAGCUGUUUCCUCGACUCUUCUCAUCAUGUCGUAUUCCUGGGCCGAAGCACGAUAAUAUGAUUCACUAUGGCCGCCAACGCCGUGGCCCCGCCCACAUCACUGUGGUGCGAAACUACCAGUUUUUCCAGCUGGACGUGUACAAUAGUGAUGGCACCCCCCUCACUCAGAGUCAGAUUCACUCUCAGCUCUGCCGGAUCCGAGCUCAGUCCUGGAAAACCGAUAAAGAGCCGAUGGGCAUCCUGACCAGUGACCACAGACACACGUGGGGCCAGGCUUACACACGCCUCCUGCAGGAUAAGAUCAAUAAGGAGUCAGUGAGGCUGAUAGAGAAAGGUCUGUUCACACUGUGUCUCGACUCGCCUGUCAUGACCAUCUGUGAUGAGAAGUACUCAAGCAGAAUGGCAGCUCAGAUCCUUCAUGGAGGUGGGACUUACUCCAACAGUGGGAACCGCUGGUUUGAUAAGACCUUACAGUUUGUGGUCAGUGAGGAUGGAUCGUGGGGUCUCCUGUAUGAACAAGCCACCGCUGAAGGGCUUCCAAUAGCCACCUUGCUGGACCACAUCCUGCAGUAUUGUAAGAAGCCUGAGACGGUCCGAACUCCUCUUGUUCCUCUGCCGAUGCCAAAGAAGCUUUACUUCUACAUCGACCGCGCCAUCAAGUGGGACCUGGAGAUGGCCAAGCAGAACCUCAACAUCCUCAUCAAUGAUCUGGACAUCAGCUGCUUUAACUUCCAGCACUUUGGGAAGGAGUUUCCCAAACAGCUGCAUUUAAGCCCCAACUCCUUCAUUCAGCUGGCCAUCCAACUCGCGUACUACAGAGUGCAUGGGGAGGUGUGUGCCGCCUGCGACAUCGCAUCACUCCGAAUGUUCCGGGGAGGACGCACCGACUACAUCCGCUCCCCGACCAAUCAGACACUGAAAUUUGUCCAAGCCUUUGAUGACCCCGCCCUCUCUAGGGAGGUGAAAGUGGAGCUGUUGCGUGAAGCUGUGGAGGCUUACAGUCAGCUGACAGAUCAGGCGCUGAAAGGCCAGUCUAUUGAUCACCACCUGCUGGGUCUAAAGCUGCAGGCCAUCGAGGAGGGACUGAGCGUGCCCAGAAUGUUCAUGGACACGGCGUAUGGACUCGCCACGCACUGGAAACUCCGCACCGGACAGGUUCCCACUAACACGGACAGCGUGAUGUGUUUCGGGCCUCUGGUUCCAGAUGGUUACGCCGUGUGUUACAACCCUCAGCCAGAUCAUGUUCACUUCUCCAUCACCGCCUUCAACUGUUGCGAGGAGACCAACGCUGAGAAACUAGCCGUGACGAUCGAGAGCGCCCUCCAUGACUUACACAAGUUACUGCAGCCAGCUGCGUAAACACAUGAGCUGUAAAACCUUCUCUGUAUGCUCCAUACCAAAUAACAUCAACAGACCAGUCAGUCGUAAUAAAGGGACAUUGGUAAUUGGUAAGAAAUGAUUUUAAUUUGGUGUCGGCUUCAGGGGGCGUGUCCUACAGUUUGAAUACAUUAGAAUUCUGAUGAUGAUAUACUUAAAACAUGAUUUAUUAUUAUUUUUUGUUAAACUGCUUAUCUCCAAAUAGUAUUAAGGUGAAUGUAUCUUUUGAGGUUCUUGUGUAGCUAGCAUUAAUGUGUGACUAACUACAUUAGCCUGACACUAAACAUGCCUCGGUGGGUGAUUUGGCGUAUUUGACGAGCAUAUGCAUUUAAGACCAUGAACAUGUCUCAUCUGAUAUGAAUAAAUUCCCCAGAUGAUGAUUUCAGGUUAAAAUUCCCAACUGGAAUUUGAAAACAAAGCGUAAGUAAAACUUGCUCUCUUUUUUUUUCACUGUUCUCUCUCCCCCACUCAACAAAACGAUGACUUUGCUGUCUGAAGUGUUUAAACACACUGUUUAUAAAGGAUCAUUGUAAACUCUGUCAUUGGCUUGGGUUUGAAAUGUGGCAUUAAUCAUCCUGAACAGCAUAUUUUAUUCGAAAUGGUGGUACAUGAAUGCCUUAAUCCACUAUUUACUUGGCAGAUUGUACAUUUGACAGCAUCAUGGUGAUGGCAAAGCAUUAUGAGUAUUAUGGCUGAGAAAUGCGUGUUUAAUUCCACUUUUAAGCAAAUAAUAUGCAUCAAAUAUCUGCUUUCAUCUGAAAGUCUCAGCUUGUGUGUGGGAUUGUGCUCAGCAAAUAUUUGUACUUGAUAUAUAAGGGUUAUGUUUAUACUCAUUUUGGGGGGAAAAAAAGUACUUGUGUAUUUUGCCAGUUUUUUAAUCUAGUGUAUUUUUAUAUAGUGUGGUAUUUACCCAAGUCAAAAGAGAAAGAAAGUUUGAUAAAUCCCUUUUUGCUAAUCUGUACCACUUAUCCAUUAUGGUCAUGGGAGAAUUGGAGCCAAUCCCAACUGACUUUGUGUGAGAGGCGGGGGUCUAUCACAGGACUACACAGAAACAACCAACCAUCACACUCGCAUUCACACCUAUGGGGGAUUUAGAGUAGCCAGUUGACCUUCAAUACAUGUCUUUGGAUUGUAGGAAGAAACCCAUGCAGGUGCAGAGUGAACAUGCAAACUCUACACAGAAAAACCCCAGUCAGCUGUGAGGUUUGAACCCAGUAUCUUCUCACUACUUGCAAAGCACUGCACCACUAUGCUGCCCAAAAUACUUUGUCCAGCCUAGCUUUGCCAGUAAAACAGCACUGAGUCUCUCCGAUAACAUUCAUCCAGAGCAGGGCAUCUGAGCCCAUUUCUCCAUCCACAAUCUCUCCAGAUCAUCCAGGGUUCUCGGCCCUCUUUUGUGCUCUCUCCUCUUCAGUUCACCCCUCACUGGGAUUUUCACUGGAGUUCAGCUCAGGGGACUGAAAUGGCCAUGGCAGAAGCUCGAUUCUGUGCUCAGCAAACCAUUUUUGUGUUGAUUUGGACAUGGGCUUUGGAUCAUUGUCCUGCUGGAAGAUCCAAUGAUAACCCAGUUUUAGUUUCCUCUCAGAGGAGCCAGAUUCUGAUUUAAAAUGUCCUGGUGUUUCAUGGAGUCCAUGAUGCCGUGGACCGUAACAAGGUUUCAGGGGCUUUGGAGGAAAAACAGCCCCAAAAUAUCACAGAUCUUUCACCAUAUUUUUUUUUCUGGCCGACCUUCCAAAUAAUCUGUUGACAUGGAGGUGGAGUCUGAUGGUGAUUUUGGAGACUUGGAAACCUUAAGAUUUAACUUUUUCUUGUAAUUCACCAACAGUGAUCCUUGGGAAAUUUUUGCCUCUUUUACUCUCUUCCUCACUGUACAUGGGGGUAAAAUAAACUUGGUUCCUUUUCCAGGUGAGUUUGUAACAGUUCCUGUUGGUGUCCACUUUUUUAUUAUUGCCCUAACAGAACAUAGGAAAUAGACAUUUUCAGGCGAUGAGCUAUUUUUUUUUUUAUCACCAUUCCCUGACUUGUGAAGGUCAACACACUUCUCGCUCAUUUGGUUUGUGUCUCUCUUAUCUUUCCCAUGUUGAUGUUGAGGGAAUUUGGCUUCUAUGUCACCUCAUAUUUGUUCUCCAGUUAAUCAGGAAGUCAUGGAUUACAGCUUGAAAGUUCCAACACACUCCAAUCAACUCAAACAUGCUGUACAAUUUAAAUGGAAACAUGCUUCAGUUACACUGUGUUCACUAUCAUUUCCAGGGGUGCCAAUAAUAGUGGCACGUGUGUUUUUGUUGAAGAUAAUAUUUUUGAUGAGGGAUUUGUUUUUCUCUGAAUAAAUUUACUUCAAUUAAA